AUGUCUUUAUUUGUUGCCAAAGUGAAAAAUGUAUUGAGUGGAGAUACAAUUGUUGUCACGCCUUUAAAAUCAAAUCAGUUCCCACCACCAGAGAGAGUUAUAACAUUGUCCUACGUAAAACCAAUUGAUGAAUUCAAUUCAAAGGAAUAUUUAAGACAGUUAUUGAUUGGUAAGGAAAUCAAAUUCAAAGUUGACAAUAAAGCUGGAAAUAGAGAGUUUGGGGAUGUACAAUCACCUAUAUUCAAGUCAUUAAUAGAGUACCUUUUAUCCAAUGGUUACGUCAAGUUAAGAGAUAACAUUCCAGACGAUGAACAAGUUGAUGAAUUGAAGCAAAUUGAAAAUAACGCAAAGUUAAAUCAAAAGGGACUUUGGAGUACCAAGACGAAAAAAAUCGAAAUAAUCCCAAUCAAUGAAGAUAUUAUUUUAUCAUCUCAAAAGUCACCUUUAAAAUUAAUUGUUGAAAAAGUGAUAAGUGGUGAUAGAAUAAUAGGUAACGUUUUUGUAAAUAAGACUCAAGUUGCCAAUACGCCGUUAUUAUUAGCCGGUAUUAAAUCUCCAAGAACUGAUGAUCAAAGUCAAUCUCAACAAUUAUUAAAAGUAUCACAACAAGCAAAACAAUUUGUAGAAGAUAAAUUAUUGAGUACAAAAGCUGAAUUGACAACCACCAUAAUCGGCGAAAACCAAGCUGGUAUUCCAAUUGCAUUCAUUAAUCAUCCACUGGGUAAUAAUAUUCAUGAAAAAUUACUUGAAUCAGGAUUUGGUGAAAUUGUAGAUUGGCAGUCAUCAUUGAUUGGUUCUUCUGUCAUGAGUCAAUUAAGAAAAGCAGAGCAAAUUGCUAAAGCUUUGGGUAAGGGUAUCUAUGCAAAUACAACUACAAAGACUAUUAAUGGAGCUCAAAAUGGAAGCUCAAAAUUGAAACCGGGAGUUUCCAUCCAUAACGCAACAAUAGCAAAAGUAAUUAACGCUGAUACUUUACUAGUAAGACUUUCUGAAUCUGAUGAAGAAGUUACUGUCCAACUAGCUUCAAUCAGAGCACCAAAACCAAAUGAUACCACUGUAACAUCAGAUCAGUCAAAACAACAAGCUCUAGUUGCUACCGCUCGUGAGUUUGUUAGAAAUCAAGUCAUAGGCAAACAAGGAACUUUAUACAUUGAUGGGUUCAGAGAAGCUAAUAAAGAUCUAAAUUUAGAAGCUAGAUUUUUGGUUAGUUUUAAAUACGGGAAUAAUGAUUUAUCUGAAUUGAUAAUAACAAAUGGUUUUGGAACAGUAAUUAAACAUAACAAAGCUACUCAAAAUGAGCGUUCAUUAAACUGGGACAAAUUAAUUGAAUUAGAAAAUGACGCCAAAAAAUUAGGUAAAAAGGGGAUUUAUGGAGAUUUGAACAAAGUUUUGACUGUGGGAACAAGAAUCAUUGAUGCUUCAGAAAAUUUGACAAAGGCAAAAACUUUUUUCAACGGGUUUAAACAAAAAGGUAGAAUUAGUGGAUAUUACAUUGAUUUCAUUCCUAAUGUUACUCGUGUCAAAUUGUUUAAUCCAAAAGAAGGUUUGAAAUUAACUUUAUUGUUAGGUGGACUUUCGAAUAAUAAAAAUGAUGUUUUAUCAGAAGAAGGUUUAAAACUUUUAAAUAAAAAAUAUUUACAAAGACCAAUUGAAUUUGAAGUUUAUGAUACUGAUAAAUUAGGUGGUUUUGUUGGUAACCUUUAUGCUAAUUCAAAUUCAUUGUCUCCUGUCCAAGAGCAAAUCAUUUCCCAAGGAUUGGCAAAACUUCAUGAAUUUGCUGUUAAUUCUAAUCCUCAAGCUUCAGUUUUAAUCAAAGCUGAAGAUAAUGCUAAAGCCCAAGGAAAGGGAAUUUGGAAAAAUUUCGAUGCUUCAAAGGAAAAUAAUGAAUUAGCACAAGCAACUGCUAAAAUAGAAUCUACGAAAUUAGAAUCUUUGAAACCUAAAUUUUUCGAUAUCGAAGUUGUAUAUAUUGAUUCGGAAGGAUUGUUAUAUUUUCAUAAAACUGAUCCAAAACAAAAGCAAAUUUUCACAAAAUUCAAACAAGAUUUUCAACAAUUUCAUUCUCAAGCACCUAGUGCAUCAAAAUUAUCUCAAGAUUUACCGGUAAACUUAGAUAAACCUCCAAAAAAAGGUGAGUUAGUAUCAGCAAAAUUUUCAGAUGAUAAUAAAUAUUAUCGUGCAAGGUUUUUGGGAGUGGACAAAACUACUAAUAAAUAUGAAGUACAACACAUUGAUUUUGGAAAUAUUGAUAAAGUUAGUCUCAGUGCAUUACGUCAAUUACCUACAAAAUUCAAUACAACAACUAUACCAAAAUUUAUUUUCACAACAACUUUACAAAAUUUAAGAUUACCACCAUCGAAACCAACCGAUUAUUUAACUGAUGCCAUUUAUGCAUUAGAAGAUUUGACAUAUGAUAAAAGUUUAGUCCUCAGUGCAUUACCGGGAGUUCAAGCUGAAUAUGAAGGUAUUUUGUACGAUUCAGAAGAAAGUUUGAAAGAUUCAUCAUAUACAAUCAACAAACAACUAGUUAAAGAAGGUUGGGCUGUUGUUGAUACUAAAAAUGUAAAACCUGUAAAUAAGGAAUAUGUUGAUGAAUUAAUCAAAAUUCAAAAAUCCGCUAAAUCAAAUCAUAUUGGUUGUUGGGAAUUUGGUGAUGUUUCUUUUGACGAACAUGAUUUAUUAGCAUAA
Molecule: messenger RNA, 2688 nt
Organism: Lodderomyces pseudojiufengensis
Lineage: Eukaryota; Fungi; Ascomycota; Pichiomycetes; Serinales; Debaryomycetaceae
Exons: 1
Coding region: 1-2688 (895 amino acids)
Biological process (GO): regulatory ncRNA-mediated gene silencing; mRNA catabolic process
Cellular component (GO): RISC complex; cytosol; nucleus
Molecular function (GO): RNA binding; nuclease activity
Source: RefSeq, a predicted model, not a curated record